This is a messenger RNA of Prorocentrum cordatum, 3869 nucleotides long. The record is from the annotation of a GenBank genome assembly. Lineage: Eukaryota; Dinophyceae; Prorocentrales; Prorocentraceae.
UGAUGAUGAUGAUGAUGAUGAUGUCCGGAGCCCAUUUGGGCUCAAGCAAAACGAACAGGUCCGUAAAGCUGCCGAUAUCGAACUGCGCUUUCAUCAACAUAUUGCGUACAGCUUCCACCUCCAGAGCACGAAUGGCGGAUUUCCAUGUGGCAUUAUGCAUGAUGGGGUUUGUAGCUGCUGUUUCCAGCGAGCACGCAGACAUGCAGCUUAUGCAGAUGCAACAGGCUGGCGUGUUGCACGGCAGUGGAAUCUGGAUGCCGCAGCAGGGUUGCCACACCUCGGUUGAGGGUGAUGAGUGUUUCGACAAGGUCAUGUGGGCGAUGCGGACGGGCAUCCAGCAGCACCCAGAGUACUACCUUCCUCUGACGAGAAAUUCCAGCUUCGAGGACUUCCAGCAACACUUGCACGGCACAGCCAGGCUCUCCGGCGUGUGCCCCAAGCCAUGUGCAGCGCCGAAGUCAGAGGAGCAAGCGCCUGCACCGGCAGCGGAGUGCCGCACCAGCGUCACGGGCGACGAGUGUUUCGACAAGGUCAUGUGGGCGAUGCGGACGGGCAUCCAGCAGCACCCAGAGUACUAUCGCCCUCUGACGAGAAAUUCCAGCUUCGAGGACUUCCAGCAACACUUGCACGGCACAGCCAGGCUCUCCGGCGUGUGCCCCAAGCCAUGUCGUCACGGGCGACGAGUGUUUCGACAAGGUCAUGUGGGCGAUGCGGACGGGCAUCCAGCAGCACCCAGAGUACUAUCGCCCUCUGACGAGAAAUUCCAGCUUCGAGGACUUCCAGCAACACCUGCACGGCACAGCCAGGCUCGCCGGCGUGUGCCCCAAGCCAUGUGCAGCUGCAGCGCCGAAGUCACAGCAGCGAGCUGAGCAGCAGGUCGGAACUCCAGCGCCAACAGUAAUCCAAUUGGAUGACCUACUCGUUUCAACCUACCCUGGAUACGUGCAAAGCGGCCAAAAUUGCGAGUGCGGAGCAGAGAUCAAAGCCUAUUCGGAAGAGUUCGAGACUCUCGAGUUAUGUGCCUCGGAGUGUUCCUUGUACCCAAACUGCAAGUCCAUUGGUCUUCACCCCUUCCUGUCAGUCUGGAAAGGCGGGUGCUAUCUUUACGAUGCAGAGUGUGGGUCAACGAAUGGGCAUGACUCCAACACCACCUGUGCCAAUCCAAUCCCGCAAGGAGCCCUUAGUGUCAACUUCAACAGGAUACCGACCCCUGCGCCCACUCCUGCACCUACGUCUUCAGUUGAGCCGUGCGACGUCACCGAUGGAUCGUCUCCGAGCUCUUUCUACCCGUGUCAGUGCGGGCCUGACAUGUGCGUUACAAACGAGGUCUGCUCAGGUGACAGGCGAGGCUUUUCGUGUUCUCCUCCGGGCAUUCUGAAGGUAGAGUGGCCGUGCCUGACGACUUCUAUCGGCAGCCCUUACUUCGUGUUUUACGGGAGCAGUGCAAGCGGAGCGCCAGUGUACAGCAACACCGACGGCAAUUACAUAUAUUGGGACUAUUCGUGUGAUGGCAUCGACCGGCCUCUGAAGUACGCACAGCCGCGGUGGAUUCUGGACUCUGAAGAACCAAACAUGACAGCAACUAUGGAUUUAGAUUCUGAUGCGGGCUGCGCUUAUUUCGGGCAUCAUGGUAGUUCAGAUUCUAAUGGUGUCCCAUUGGGGAACACAACUUGGUUGGUGGCAUGCGACGGCCAAGGCCUCAACAUGACGGUGACGAUCACUUACGAGGAGAUCCUCCCGACUCCGUCGCCGACGAUGGAGCCCGGGGCACCGUGCGUUUGUGACGACGCGUGCGGCUCGUUUUCUUACCUUGAUUUGGAUGGUGAUGAGUGCCUUGUGGAAGCGGAGGUGAACAAGGACGAUAAUCUCAACGGGCACUUUACCGAGAUGGACGAGAACGGGGAUGGAUGCGUGACCCAGGCAGAGUGUGGCAAUUCUCCAUACUCGAAAGACAUGUCUAGGUUCCCAAUCGGGGGUCCCGCUGAGUGUGACUACGGAUACUACUUUCUGGAGGGCACCAGCGUCUGCCAGCAGUGCACCACGGGCUCCACUCGGCGACGCCGCUCGGAGGCAUGCACUGACUGCGCCCCUGGCAAAGAAGACCUGGGCGACUUCGACAACUGCAUCUCGGGGGUAUGGCUCACCGAGCCCAUAUCAACUGGGUCCGACGUCGUCUUCGUCAACAAGGCCCUCGACGACAGCGGCCGCGUGCUGCAGAAGGGCGACGGGAUCACCAUGUCCACACGCAACCCUGGCCACUUCGAGAGACUGGUCAUCACCGACAAGAUCGGCUUCGAUGACAGCGAGAGGCUGUCGCCAUACCACGAGUCUCUGCUCCGCAGAGGUGGGCCCUUCUUUAUCCUCGACCACGGAGUGCACGCGGGGUUCAACAAGUACGACGCGAUCGUCUCGGCCUGCUCGAGCACCAACGGUGUCGGACUCAGCGAGCAGUAUCCUUGCGGAUGCGGCAUUGAAAUCUGCGAUUUCGGGUACAGGUGUGACGAGCAGUGCGCUGGGAGCAACACCGUUAUCGAUCCCUACCUAGGCAGCGGCUUCGGAGACGGCGGGUGCUGCAUUGGACCCCCAGCCUCUCCGCUGCCGACCCCGGCCCCGACGGUGUCGGCCAAGGGUGACCCGCACCUGGUCAAUCUUCAAGGCGAGCAUUUCGACGUCAACCACGGCGGCGAGUUCACUCUGCUGCGCAUCCCGCAGGCCGCUGACAGGACCGCCGAGGUGGAGCUCCAGGCCACCAUCCGCCCCGAGCACGGGAAGCCAUGCACCACGUACAUCACUGCGGUUGAGCUCUCGGGUGCUUGGUUCGGCGGUAUCGUCGUGCAGGUGCGCUCCUACCUGCGGUCGCACUCCAAGAACGAAAGCGACUCGUUCUUGGGCCUCCGAGUGAUUGAGCGGGGCGCAUCUCGCGAAGCUCCCUGGUCGAGACUCGAGGACUGGGCCGAUGGGAAGACCGCCCUGUUCGAGCAGCAGGCCCGAGAUGGCGUCACGGUGACAAUGUCCAAGUCGCAGUGGCGCACCAAGAAGGGCGUGAAGGAGGGAUUGCCGACCAUAGCUGGGGAACUUCAGGUCAUGAUGCAGAACAAGAUGAGCGAUACCUCCGCCAUGAUCAUCGUCCGUCAAGACCUACCAUUGCAGGAGCAUCUGAAUUUGGCUGUGCGGCGCUUGAGCGCACUCGGGCGUGCAGACAUUGGUGGCCUGCUUGGGUUUGAUGCGCAUGCCGAGUCGCUGGAGGAUGUCACACCUGAGUGCCAGCGUCAUAGGGACGGGUUGGACAAGAAGGCGGGCCCCAAGGCUGUGCCGAGCUGGAAGGUGAGAUGGCAGAAGAUCAAAGAGCAGCGCGCCAGCAGUCGUGCACCUGGCGGGUCGAUCAACGACAACGAGGCGGGGGCCAGCCUCGUCAACAGGGACAUGAUGUGCAUCUGCUCCGACGCGGAGCCGAGUGACGUCACGGAGGAGACCGACCGCUCCAUGAACUCCGCCAGCUUGAUCGGCGCAGGGCGCGACGGAGUCCUCGCAGAGUUCCGCACGGCCCGGCUUGCCGAGGCAACGUGGGAUUGAUGGCGGUCUGUGCGGUGUCUUGGGCGCGUCCGCCGAGCCGCCCGCCCUCGGGACGCACCGCUGACAGGCCCGCCCGCCGACCACCCGCCCCCGCUCGCCUCCGCCCCUGCGGGGCCCCCUUCCGCUCGCGGCCGCAGCGGCCUCCGGGGGGCGAGGCCCUGGAGGAGAGAUGUCCCCACAGGAUUCCCACCGCGGCUGGGUCACCGUUAACAUGUGUAUUAUGCAAGUUUUCAGUUUUUCGGCCAGCGGGUCCGCCGAUUGGGCGGAUCCGCGGGCCGAGCUUCCGCAGGGAGAGG